Strongylus vulgaris is the source of this 204-nucleotide messenger RNA. Lineage: Eukaryota; Metazoa; Nematoda; Chromadorea; Rhabditida; Strongylidae. The record is from the annotation of a GenBank genome assembly.
AUGGAUGGAAACAAUGCUGAGGCCUAUACGACGAGUGAAGACAGACCAUCUAAGCAUCUCAGUAUCUAUGUAAGUAACAACUUUGAUCAGGCUCUUCGAAUGGCAAUGGCACGUGAUCUGCCGAAGGGCGCUCUAAAGGGGCGUCGAACGAGUUUUGCACUCGAUUCCAGUAGAAGGGCAAUGCUUAGAAAGAUGGUAGCCUAG